Molecule: messenger RNA, 3090 nt
Organism: Pollicipes pollicipes
Lineage: Eukaryota; Metazoa; Arthropoda; Thecostraca; Pollicipedomorpha; Pollicipedidae
Product: cilia- and flagella-associated protein 44
Exons: 24
Coding region: 1-3090 (1029 amino acids)
Molecular function (GO): protein binding
Source: RefSeq, a predicted model, not a curated record
AUGAACGAGCUGCGCUUCUCCCCUCACAGCAGCCUCUUCUCCAUGUGGCCGCACCCCGACCCAGAGAUGGAGAGCAUCUGGUUCAUGCAGGACGCGUGUGGCGGCAUCUGGCGGGCCGACCUGAGCUUUUCGAUGACGAGCAAGGGUCCGGAGCGGCUGUACGAGUGUCCGGCCGGGCCCGCCCGGGCGCUGGCCACCUGUCCCGUCGGCACGCUCAUGGCCGUCACUGGUGACGACGGCCACGUCAGCGUCUUUAACUACCGGACUCGGGACCUGCUGGCCCGCAACCGCCACCCAGCCGGGGGUAACUCACUCAUCUGGCUCACACAGGAGGUGUGCAAACAAACCUGCAUGAUACUGGGUGGCUUUGCCGACGGCUGCAUCCGGCUGCUAGAGCUGCACGCCGGCACCAAAAAGGGCAGCUAUGGCAUGAGUCUGAUGUUCGUCCAGAAGCCCCACACGGCCGCCAUCACCGUCAUCAAGCAGAGUCCCUCAGGUCGGAUGCUGGUGACUGCCUCGGACGACGGCACCGUCUGGUUCUUCUCGCUGCUGAUGGAGGAGGAGAAGUUUGUGGUGGCGCCGCUCGGGUUCUCCCGGUACGGCGAGCCGGGCGAGACAGUCACGUGCCUGGAGUUCGUGCCCGGCAGCGAGAAGAAGUUCACGCUGUUCACGGGCCGUGGUCGGGUGGUCGAGAUGCGAACGCCGGGGGUGAAGGACCUCACCGACCACUCCACCUACGGCAUCAAGGGCGUGCGCGGCCGCAGCUGGAUCUUCAAGACGGUGAAAUCGGAGAUCCUGCAGGAGGAAGCGCGUAUCGCCCGCGAGGAGGAGAAACAAAAACAGCGGACAGCGCUGCAGGAGGACAUCGACGAGCGCAAGAAGGUCGGCGUCGAGGUAGAAGAGGAGGUGGAGAAAGACAAGCUGGAGAAGCGGCUGGCGGCGGAGGACCGCGACAUCCCGGAGAUCCCGCUGGUGGUGCCGGAGCCGCCCUUCACACUGCUGAUGGAUGGCUGGGACGCUGGCUGGGUGCACUCGGCCGCUUUCCGCGAGGCUCGCCCCUCGGCCGUGCGCGUUCCCGGCGCCUCGGACGUCGGCGUCAGCGUACGCCGCUUCAGCCCCGACGGUCAGUACCUGCUGCUGGGCCUCUGCGACGGCCGGAUUCGGGUGCACGCGGUGCAGCCGGACAAUCCCUGGUACCUGGACGACUACUGGGUGCUCUCCAUGCACGAUAACACGUACGGCAGGAUCACCGAUAUCCAGUUUACCUACGACCAGAGGAACGUCAUCACAUGCGGGGCGGACGGCAACGUGUUCCUGUUCGACUUCAAUCCGCCGGAGGGCAUGGCGCGGCCCCGCUCGUCCAGGAUCGCCCUGGUCGGCCCGCUGGCUGAGCAGCGUAAGGCGGCCGUCAAGACCGAGCUGGCCGAGCUGCGGCGCGACUUCAAGCAGUGGAUCGUCCAGAAUCAGGCUCUGCCGAAAGAGGUAGCCCUCAGCCAUGAAGACCUGCUGCUGGACGAACGGAUCAGGGCAGAGCAGCAACGCAGAGCUGAGGAGAACCUCGAGACGGCUCGGAAGGAGAUGGAAUGGGAAGCUGAUAAGUACCGUUUGGGGCGCAAGAAGUUGUUUGACAGGUUCAAGAGCACCGUGGACUACGACAGGGUGGUUGUGCGAGGUUUCAAGAACUGCCGCGAGGUGUGGACGUUCCGCGUCAAGACGCUGUCCGAGAGCUUCCUGGAGGCGCGCGACCAGAGCGACUCGGCCGUCAGCCAGCUGGAGGUGGUGUCCGUCUCCAGGACCGGGUCGAGUGCGGUCCCCUCCCGCUCCCGGAUAGCGGUCCCGGCCGACCCGGACGCCAAUCGGUUUGAGCAGAUGUCGGUCAGUGCGCGCCGCCAGACGCGCAAGAGCGUCGGCAUCCGGGCCUACCGCGCCCUCCUGCGGCUCGAGGAGAAGAAGACCAGGCGGCGGCGCCGCAGAACACAGUGGGCUAACAUGAUGGCCCGUCGGCCCGACCAAAACCGCGACGACCCGACCGACCUGGCCGCCAUCCAGACUGCGCUCGACAGCCUGGGCGACUUCAAGCUGAAAACGGCCGCUGACUUCAAGGUAGUCGACUCGCGCCAGAACACGGCUCGCCUCAAGCGGCACCAGCUCAUCUCCGUCAAGGAAGAGAUUCGCAAGCACAAGACGGAGUUCAACAGCCGCGUGCUGGAGCUGCGCCGCCGGAAGAAGGAGGUGCUGCGCGAAAUUUGCGCAUCACUCACCAGGGCCGGGGAGCUGCAGAAGAAGCUGCCGCCCUCGCAGCACGUCAAGCUGCCGGAGCAGCCGAGUCUGGCCGAUGACGAGUCGCCCGAGGCCAUCUACCAGAUCUCGGAGGAGGCGCUGGCUGAGUACCGCAAGGCGGCGAUGGAGGUGGGCGCGCACCGCGCCCGCCCGGUCGUGCAGCGGUCCGACACCGACCAGACGCUCACCAAAGUCGCCGAGAUGCGGACGGCGUUCGCGCGCGACCAGGAGCUGCGCAAGAUGAGCGAGCUGAUUGAAGAGUUUGACGAGUGUGUGUACGAAGUGUGGAAGGAAAUGGUGCGCAUCGAGUACGAGCUGAAAAACGCCGACCUCCGUCUCAUCACCAGGUUCCGUGAGCUGGUGCUGGUGCGCGAGUUCGAAAAGCAAGAGGCAUUGCUAAACCGCGUACUCCAGGAAAAGAUGCAGGAGGACACGGAGGCACAGAUGGCGCUGGCCGAGGUGACCCAGCGCUUCGAGGCGCGUACACGGGAACAAGAGGAGCUGGAGCAGGGGAUCGUCGCACUGGCUAAGGAGGUCACCAACAACAUACCCGGUGACAAGUAUGCCAAGUUUCUGCUCCGGGUGUACAAGAGGAAAAUCAAACGCAAAUCUGACACCAAAAAAGAUGACGACUCGGACGACAGCGACUCGUCCUCUUCCCUGUCCGACUCGGACGACGACUCGGACUCGGACGAUGAGGAUGAGGACGAGGAGGACGCCAUCCAGGAAACCUGGGACCUCAGCGUGUGCCCACCCGGCUGCGACCAGCAGCUCUACGACUGGGUCGCCCAAACGCGGCUUAAAAGGUAA